This is a messenger RNA of Daphnia pulex (common water flea), 4736 nucleotides long. RefSeq names its product glutamate receptor ionotropic, delta-2-like. Bases 3089 to 4495 code for a protein of 468 amino acids. The record is from RefSeq and is a predicted model, not a curated record. Gene Ontology annotation, cellular component: membrane. The transcript is spliced from 16 exons. Lineage: Eukaryota; Metazoa; Arthropoda; Branchiopoda; Diplostraca; Daphniidae. Gene Ontology annotation, molecular function: glutamate-gated receptor activity.
ACUAUUCUUCCUCUUUGACUGUUUCUAUGACGUAUAGUACGGAAUACGAUUAUUAUCUGAUUCGUGCUGGUUGGAACUCUUUUCAGUGUAUUUGUUGACUCAGUUAGGGUUCAUUCAAAAACUCAAUUGUGAAACGACUGCAGAUCAGGCCCUGUUUUGUGCUCCACAACUUUGUUUGUGGGUCUAAACAAUCAGAUUCGCAAAAUAUGUUAACCUUUAAUCAAUUAAAACAAGCUUAAGUAUGGCCAAGAGGAACCUUCCGCCACACCGACAUAUCUUAUCAUCGUGUAAGUUAAAUUAAGCUGACGACAACGGUUAUAAUGUAUAACUGGCAACAGAUUACACAACCACUGAUUCGUAUUCAAGAUAUCGGGAAGGAGGGAGGGCGGAGAGGCGGUUUACAAAGACCAAGAAGAUCGAUGUGGCGAGAAUACUUUGGCACAUCGUAACAAUUGUCUCCCGUGUUUGGUUCAGUCCCGAAAGCUUCUACACUUCCAGACGGACGUACCAACGGAGCUGUAAUGCUGCAAUAUGACAGGAGCAAAAUUCUAGGGAACGGCACAUUUGCUACCGUCUUUUGGGGCACUUGGAAUGGAGAGGCCGUGGCCGUCAAACGAAUCGAAAUGCACAAAUUGAAUAAAAGAUUCAAAGACAGGGAAGAGGUAGCCAUGCGACAAAUGAACCAUCAAAACGUCCUAAAACUCAAGGAAGUACAGGAAAAUGAGGAUUUUAAAUUACUAAUUCUAGAACUCUGCAUUGGAACGGUGCGUGAUUACGUCAACGACGUUAACGACGAGAAAAAGUUCAAUCAAAAGAUGCCGAUCGAGGUUGAAGCGCUGAUACAAAUGACCAAUGGGCUGGCUUACAUCCAUUCCCAGCAUUUUGUCCAUCGUGAUAUCAAACCGGAGAACGUCUUGAUAUCCUCCUCGUAUGUGUUGAAAAUCUCUGACUUUGGAGUCAGCAAGCCCACACAGCCGACCGGAAGUUUCUCAGUGACUAGUGGCCCUCAAGGAACGAAAACUUACUUUGCUCCGGAAUAUCUGCGACUAGAGCAUCAAGAAUCGCAGGAAAGAAAAAACAUCAGAGCGGACAAAUCGAUCGACAUCUUUUCUUUGGGCUGCCUCUUUUUCACUUACAUAAUGAGAAAGGGGCCGUACGCUCACCUGUUCGCAACACCAGGAAUGCAGUUCAAUUCCAAAGAAAACUACGACAUUGACGUCACUAAUAAUAUUCUCAUGGACAAAAAGUUUCUAGAAAAGAACGGACUAUCAAAGGGACACUACGCGUUUAAAAUGAUUGACGGAAUGACCAAAGCCAAGUCUGAGGAUCGCUGGGGCUUGGACGAAAAGAAAUUUGGUUCCAACUCUCAGACAGUUAUUGAAACUCUGAAACUAGAACAACGACGUCAAAAUGGACCGAAGCAGACCGUAGUGUAGAGACCCAACAUAAUUUUUUUUAAAUAACAAUUCAACUCGCAUAAUCUGAAAAUAUAAUAAUUCAGUGGCCUCACAGUGUGCUAUCUUAAUCUAACGUUUUAUCACCUAUCAUGCUUAAAGGUCAAAUUUAGAUGUACAAUUGUAAAGCCAUCCCUAUUAGAUAAGAUUGAUAUCUAGUCGUAAUGCUUUCUAAUCAGAUGACAUCGGAAAGGAGAAAACGGAGGAAUAAACGGUGCAACGUUGUGCGGCUCUGAAACAAGAACAUGGAAACAUCUGAAUCUGCAGGGAUUCAAGGAAAAGUCUUACAGUAUGACAGACAAAACAUGUUGGGGAAAGGCACGUUUGCAGCCGUCUUUUCGGGCACUCUGGAUGGACAGCCAGUCGCCGUCGAACGAAUUCUCCUGUACAAUUUGAAUAAAAAUUUCAAAACCAGGGAAGAAGCUGCCAUGAGAAUAAUGGAUCACCCCGAACGUUCUGAAACUGCUGGACGUUAGAGAAGAUGCCGAUUUCAAGUAUUUGAUACUGGAAAUUUGCAUUGGGACUGUCCGCAAUUACAUUGACGGUGAUGAAAAGUUUAGCGGUAAAAUGCCGUCCGAGAUUGAAGCUUUGUGGCAAAUGGCCAACGGGCUUGCUUACAUCCAUUCCAAAGAUAUUGUCCAUUGAGAUAUCAAGCCAGACAACGUGCUCAUUUCUUCCUCGUUCGCUCUUAAAAUCUCCGACUUUGGUGUCAGCAAACCCACCCAACCAACCGGAAGUUUCUCUUCAAACAGCGGCGCCAAAGGAACCAGGAUUUACUACGCUCCGGAGCUAUCUGCGACUGGAAGACAAGACCCUCUCCCCGGAAGAGAAGAAAACCAUCAGAGCGGACAAAUCGAUCGACAUCUUUUCUUUGGGUUGCCUCUUUUUCAAUUACAUAACCAGAAAAAGCCCUUACAAUUAUGUGUUCGCCACGCCCAAAAAGCAAUACUACUCCAUUGACGAUUUCACCAGUGACGUCACCACCAACAUCCGCAAUGGGAAAAAAUUUCUAAAAGACAAUGGACUACCCAGUGGGCACUACGCUUUUAAAAUGAUUGACGGAAUGACCAAAGCCGAUUCCAAAGAUCGUUUGGGAUCGAAUGAAAAGAAAACUAGGGUCUAACCCUGAAACAGUAAUUGAAAUUCUCAAGAAAGAAAAGAAAGAAAUGUGACACCAAUUGAAAUAAAGCAAAAAUAAGAAGAGAAAUGCACUCAAAACAAGUACCGUAACCUUUUGACCUUUGUUUUAAAAUUUUUAAAAAGUAAAUUUUACAAUGAGCGACCUCACGAAUGCAUUAUGUUUGGAUAUAUAGAACAAUCGUAACCCGGGAAACGUUGCGUGCCAUCCGUGCGGCGGACUCGACGGACCCGGCUUCCACAUAUGUGUGCGUCACACUGUAUACCUGUCUCCUGUCCCUUAAUAAAAUACUCUCAUUUAUGAGAUGGGCUUUCAAAUGCCCUGAGAGAUCAUGAAAAAAUUACCAUUCAGCCAUACCCAUAAGGGUAUUUCUGAAUUCAAGUAAUCGAUAGGCAGCCAUGUACAGGGAACGCAGGCCCUCGAAUAGAAUUCCCUGGAAAUAGUGGACAGCGGAAAAUCAAACGGAUAACUUGAUCGACAAAUUCGUGGUGGUCAGAUGCUUGACGGAAACCAGCACGUGAAAAUGAAAGCGACAAGGGUGUUCCCAGUGUUUUACGUGCUGCUACAUUCCCUCGUGAUUGCGAGUUGUGAUUGGAAAGUUGGAGGUGUCCCCGAAGGUACUGCCAGUCAACUGUCAAAGCCGCGCAAUCAUUUACAAGGAAAGGAAUUGCAAAUCGUUGCAGGCCAUUUUCCACCACCGAUUGUAAUUUCAAGAAAUUCUUCCGGACAAGUAAUUGGAUAUUCUGGCGUGUUGGUUCACCAACUCCUCUACCUCUCCCAGAGUUUAAAAUUCACGUACAAAAUAUUUCCAGCGGCGGUUAACACAAAUGGAGUCAAAAUCAACGGAACUUGGAAUGGCAUAAUAGGAACUCUUCUAAGAGAAGAAGCCGACUUGGGUCUAGUGCCGGUAGCUAUUUCUCUAGAACGGUACCAAGCUAUUGACUUUUGCGGAUUGGUUGGUGGGGACUUCACCGGCCUUUUAGUCAAAUAUCCUACCUCUGCCGUUUCCUAUACUGCCACCAUCGACGUGUUCACUAUUGGAACCUGGUUCGGAUUCAUAAUAUGUGCAACCGUUAUUGCCGGAUUUUAUCUCAUACUGACCUUCAUGGCCAAAAAAUUACUCGAGUCUCUGGCACUUGUCGAACGUAUCGCAGCAAACGCCAGAGUAGUUGCAAACGGAGGAGGCUCUCGAUUCGGCCAGUGGUCGCAACACCUUCUACUCUUCACCUGGAGUCUGGUAGCUUUCGUCUUCGUCAAAACCUACACUUCCACUUUAACGUCCCAUUACUUGUCGACGAUCUACAAAAGUCCGGAAAUCAAUACCUUUGCAGACCUGGCAGCUUCCACAACCUACAAGGCAACCGUCGGAGUCGGAUCAAUCCAAGAAAUUGAUUUAUUGAUGGCGAAGACGGGGGAUCUGAAACGCGUUGCUGACAAUCUGAGCAAGUGUCCAGAUUGCAGGAAAUUCAGCUUGGACGAACUGGCCUUACCCGUUUUAGAGAAGGAUCACUAUGUUGCGAUAACGCCAACGAAAGUUGGAAGAGCUUUAAUGCAAAAGUAUUCGUCCGAGAGAGGCCACUGUCGCCUCACAAUGGCGAAAGAAUUAUUUUCGUGGAAGCCCAUGUAUUUUGCUGUUCCAAAAUCCAGUCCUUAUCAGGAGGAAAUUAAUCGAGAGUCCUUAUGGUUUCAUGCUGCUGGACUACACGAUUAUUGGUAUUUUAAGCUUGAAAAGUUUCCACGGAACUGCCAGCUGAAUUACAACAACAAAGGAGUCGUGACGAAAAGAUCCAGUAGAAGCCGACUUAAACUUCAGCAAUUUUACUUGCCAUUUUUAAUUCUUUUCAGUGGUUUCAUGCUGGCCAUCGUCCAGUUUUGUCGCGAAAGAUUUAUUCAUUCGCGAUAAGGACUUAUUUUCCUUUACAAGAUACUUAGAUAGUAUGUAUAUCGCAACACUCCGUUAUUUUUAAAUACUAUAAAGUAAAAAGGACUACAUAAAACUUUAAUAGUUGUUCUUUGAUCAUUGUGUAAAAUUCAAAAUAUGUUAAUUAUUAUUUCUGUAUACAUCAUCAGUUUAAGCCUUAUAUUGUAUAUACGCUGGUACAGGUUGUUUACUGGGCUUAAGUUGGAGUCAAAUAAAGACAAAA